AUGGGAAACGGCUCUGCGGUCAAGCAGGACUCGGGCCAGUCUGAGAACCUGCCCCUCAGACCCCCUUCAGAAGUCGUCGUCGGUCGCGGCCGAAAGACGAAAAAUGAAAAUCAUAAGCCUUCAUUCUCCCUCUCUUCAAAGAAGAAUACGAACAUUGGAUAUCGACUGGGUUACCGGCGGACUCUGUUCGAACGAAGAAAAAGACUGUCUGAUUAUGCGUUAAUAUUUGGCAUGUUCGGCAUUGUAAUUAUGGUCAUUGAGACCGAGCUUUCCUCCGACGCCGUUUACAACAAGAGCCAUACUCCCAGCUUCGUCCUCAAGUGCCUCAUUUCAUUAUCAACGAUUAUCCUGCUCGGGCUGAUUAUAGCUUACCAUGCUCGUGAAAUUCAGUUAUUUAUGAUUGACAAUGGUGCAGAUGAUUGGAGAAUAGCAAUGAGUUGGGAAAGAAUAUGCUACAUUUCCCUGGAGCUUUUUAUUUGUGCAAUUCAUCCUAUUCCUGGCAACUGGAAAUUCAAGCCAAAGAUCUCAGAUCGUAUUAUUUUGAUAAAUGCUCAAUUUGUGAAGUGA
Molecule: messenger RNA, 567 nt
Organism: Oikopleura dioica
Lineage: Eukaryota; Metazoa; Chordata; Appendicularia; Copelata; Oikopleuridae
Source: the annotation of a GenBank genome assembly